Molecule: messenger RNA, 2755 nt
Organism: Pelmatolapia mariae (spotted tilapia)
Lineage: Eukaryota; Metazoa; Chordata; Actinopteri; Cichliformes; Cichlidae
Gene: abhd5a
Product: abhydrolase domain containing 5a
Exons: 8
Coding region: 80-1153 (357 amino acids)
Biological process (GO): lipid homeostasis; phosphatidic acid biosynthetic process; positive regulation of triglyceride catabolic process
Cellular component (GO): lipid droplet; mitochondrion
Molecular function (GO): lysophosphatidic acid acyltransferase activity; carboxylic ester hydrolase activity
Source: RefSeq, a predicted model, not a curated record
UGUUGUUGUCGACCGUCCCUCAGAAAGUUAGACAGGCUGUCAGAGAGAGGCACCACUUGGGUCAAGGGUCAUUCAUAGAAUGCUGUCUACUGUUGGUGUUCCCAGUCUGGCCAGCAGUGUGUGGGGCUAUGUGGAUAAAACAAUAAGGUGGUGCUGGAUUCCCAACUGGCUGCCAUCGUGGUGUCCAACUUCAAAGAGCCAUCUGCAAGCUUCAGAGGAGAAGAUGCUGCAGUAUGUCAGCACUGCAUUUACUAAAGAGUUUGUUCCCAUCUCCAACGACAAUCUUCUGUGGACCCUGACUUUUUGCAAUGACCAUGUUAAAGAUAAAACUCCCUUAGUUCUGCUGCAUGGCUUUGGCGGCGGGGUGGGCCUGUGGGCUCAGAAUCUGGAUGAUCUCUCCCAGCAUCGGCCUGUCUUUGCACUGGACUUACUGGGUUUUGGCCAGAGCAGCAGGCCUGUGUUCUCAACAGAUGCAGCAGAAGCAGAGGAUCAGUUUGUCGAGUCCAUAGAACAGUGGCGGGCCAGCGUGGGUCUGGAGUCUAUGAUACUUCUUGGUCACAAUCUGGGAGGAUACCUCGCUGUGUCAUACUCUAUUAAAUACCCAGGCAGAGUAAAGCACAUUGUCCUGGUUGAGCCCUGGGGUUUACCUGAUCAUCCGGAGACGACAGAACCAGACCGGCCCAUCCCUGUGUGGAUCAAAGCCCUUGGUGCCAUGUUCAGUCCCUUCAACCCCCUGGCUGGCCUGCGACUGGUAGGACCACUGGGUCCCACUCUGGUGCAAACACUAAGACCCGACUUCAAGAAAAAGUUCUCCCUCGUGUUCACUGACAACACUGUGCCAGAUUACAUCUACCACCUGAACGUGCAAAGCCCCAGUGGGGAAACUGCUUUUAAGAAUAUGACUGCGCCAUGUGGCUGGGCCAAGAGGCCAAUGUUGCAGAGGAUUGACCAGCUGCAGUCUGAUAUCCCCAUCACCAUCAUUUAUGGCUCCCGCUCCAGCAUAGACAGCAUCUCAGGCAUCACCCUCAAAAAGAUGAGGCCACGCUCUCAUGUGGACAUCAUAACAAUCCGUGGAGCCGGACACUAUGUGUAUGCCGACCAGCCUGAGGACUUUAACUACAAGGUCUUGGAAGCAUGUAACAAACUGGAAUGAAAGCGGAGACAAGCUUGAAUGUUGAACUCCAGUGGGGGGAAAAACUGGGACGGACAUCACUCUGUCACACACUGUGGAACCUCAGAAUCCCACUUUCCCAAAGGACAAAAAUAAGUGUUUGCACAUUAAAAAUAUUGCAAAGUGAACAGUGACCUGGUGUGACUCGUACAUGUUGUAUCAUCUGACCAGUGAGUCAGCUGUAUUCUUAGAAACUUGGUGAAUGGUGACUCUGAGUUGACAUCACUGAUCGGGGCCUGUUGGCCUCCAUCACAUGCUUAUUUUGCAGCACACAGAAUCUUGUGGCUGUGCGUCACUUGUUUUUUUUUCUUUGUUAUAAAGGUUUUUUGAAAUUGCCUCUCCCAAAUGCAGUAACCUCAGUGUUAAGUGAAUGCAGGUGAUUAUCACCUUUCAAUACCGUUUAUAAACCAUUUCAUGUAAAAACUGUUGAGAGAAAUUAUCACUUUUUUUUUCUAUUUCUGUGAGAUACUGAGAAUGAAUGUUUUAGCAUGCUUAUUUCAUAAAUCCAAUGACAGCUGCAAUAAUAAUGAUAUGAAUAUUAAUAUGAUCAUUUGAGUGAUGUCUGACUGAAGCACAACGGGUAUUUAGGAGUUACAGUUACAAUGUCAUGUAUUUGAUGUCCCAUGCAUUGUGUUCAGCCUAUGGUUUGUGGUUUUUCCCAUUUGAUUCUGAUAUAGAUACACAACCUCGGUAUACAGGACCAGUGCAUCAGCAACAGGAAGAGGUUUUAGAUGAAUCUGCUUCCAAUAAUAGCAUGUGUCCUCUGUAAUGUGCUUUCCUGUCAAACACAAGUGGUCGUUUCAUCUGCAAUAACUGUGAAUAUCACCAUAAACCCUCUGUUGUACUCCUCCUGUUUUGCAUAAGUUAUAUUUAUAUAGAGACUAAAGUGGCUUCAUAGUGUAGUGUUCUGCACAUUUGUCCGGCAAAAAAUCCUGGAAGGAGACAAAAACCUCGUUGGCUUAGCAUUAGGAAGGACGUCUGGUUUAAAUAAAAAAAAAAAAAAAAAAAAUCUUUCAAAUUAAACGUGGAGCUUUCUGUUGUGAUGACCUCCUGUGAACAAGGGAGCAGCUGACAGUAGCUUUAUAAUAGUCCAUGUUAUGGAGUGUAUCAUGUAAUGCAGGCAGUAUAUUCCAUAUUAUUUAUAACAGCAUAAAGAUACUAUAGAUUUUCAGCCUGGCAGUGCGGAUCUAUACAGCCUUACUGUAACAGUGGCUACUGUUACAAUAUGCGAUAUUUGGUGCGCUCUAUGGAUUUUUGUCAUAGACUAUUAAAAGACAAAUGUAGCCACCAUGACCGUAAUUACUGGUUUUCAGAUUUGCAUUUUUUGGGGAUGGGGAGUGAAGUGACCAUAUUUACAGAGACACACAUACCUUCUAAUGGUGGUAUAGUAACACACUUCUGGGGGGCAGGGCUUUCAGCUGCUCUGCUUAUCGACUUUGGAAUUCCCUACCUCCUGAUAUAAGAAAUAUCUAUCCCACAUAACCUUUUCCAUCCUCCUAUUUUAAAUCUAUUUUUAUGUUUUAGGAUUUUGUAAACUGCCUGUUUUUAUGCUUGCUUUGUUCUGCUGUAUACAAUGUCCCUGAG